Molecule: messenger RNA, 1201 nt
Organism: Brassica rapa (field mustard)
Lineage: Eukaryota; Viridiplantae; Streptophyta; Magnoliopsida; Brassicales; Brassicaceae
Product: protein LIFEGUARD 3
Cellular component (GO): membrane
Source: RefSeq, a predicted model, not a curated record
AUGUAUCAGUGGAACUUACCGUACCGGAAAGAUGACUUGGAAGCUGGCGGUGGCUCAAGGUCGAGACCUUUAUACCCAACCAUGCAUGAAACUCCGGAGCUCCGGUGGGGAUUCAUACGCAAGGUUUACUCUAUAAUCGCCUUUCAGCUUCUAGCCACCAUCGCCGUCUCCGCCACCGUCGUCACCGUCCGUCCAAUCGCUCUGUUUUUCGCCACCACAGGCGCAGGACUAGGUCUCUACAUAGUCAUCAUCAUCACCCCCUUCAUAGUGUUGUGCCCGUUGUACUAUUACCACCAGAAACAUCCUGUGAACUACUUACUCUUGGGGGUGUUCACUUUGGCUCUGGCUUUUGUCGUUGGACUGACAUGUGCCUUCACCAAUGGGAAAGUGAUUCUUGAGUCAGCAAUCCUGACGACAGUUGUGGUGCUUUCCCUCACCGUCUACACCUUCUGGGCUGCUAAGAGAGGAUAUGACUUCAACUUCCUUGGACCAUUCUUGUUUGGUGCUCUCAUCGUGCUCGUUGUCUUUGCCAUGAUACAAGUUUUUUUCCCGUUAGGGAGGACAUCGGUGAUGAUUUAUGGUUUCUUGGCAUCGGUAAUAUUCUGCGGGUACAUAGUCUAUGAUACAGACAAUCUGAUCAAACGUUACACAUAUGAUGAGUAUAUUUGGGCAGCGGUUUCUCUCUACCUGGACAUCAUCAAUCUCUUCUUGUCUCUUCUUACUAUAUUUAGAGCUUUACAGAGAUAGACGAUUGUGAGAAUGUGGUAGCUAGUUAAAAAUGUUCUUCAUCUCUCGAAACUGUUAUAAUAAUAAGGAACGUGUGGAUUUUUGAAUAUAUUUUGGUUACUGUUCCCACGUUCAUGUGAUUGUAGAGAGGACACAGAAAACAGAAAAUAGAUUCUCUGAGAGUGAACCAAAUAUUUCUACAACUUCUCUCGUGUUUACUUCUAUGUUCAGAUCAUUAACCAUAUAAAAUCUCCAGUUUAUCGACAAUCUUUGAUAAUAAUACUUAUAGGGAACAAGGGAUACAGCUCCUUCACCAUUAAAACUCAGUACCAGAUACCAAAAUGCCUACAACACUACCACAAACUUUACACAAAGACAAGGAGAAACAUAUGUGUUUUUGGAAAGCAGAGGUCCAAACACUGAGACACCUAACCAAUACAAGAAAACCAAAAGAUAGUAGAGACAAAGGAACUAU